Plodia interpunctella (Indianmeal moth) is the source of this 1922-nucleotide messenger RNA. RefSeq names its product organic cation transporter protein-like. Gene Ontology annotation, molecular function: transmembrane transporter activity. Gene Ontology annotation, biological process: transmembrane transport. Gene Ontology annotation, cellular component: membrane. NCBI's taxonomy places the organism in Eukaryota, Metazoa, Arthropoda, Insecta, Lepidoptera, Pyralidae. Bases 180 to 1778 code for a protein of 532 amino acids. The transcript is spliced from 7 exons. The record is from RefSeq and is a predicted model, not a curated record.
GGUUUUUGUAUCAGUGCGGAAAAUAAAGCGUGCGGAGCGCGCGCUACUUUUUGAAAUCGCGAUUGAGAAUAUAUGUAUAUAAAAAAGGAUAAUGUUCGAAAAUUAAAUAUUUAAAACAUUAUUUUAAAAUUUAUUAGUUAGUUAUUAUAUUUAUUAGUUUUUCUGUACAUGAAAAUAAAAUGACGGUGGUGAACGUUGGACCUAAAUCGACUAAUAAUAAAAAUUUUGAAGAUGUAUUAAAGUUCGGUAGAUAUCAAAUUUUACAAUAUUUUUUGAUGUGUGUACCCGUUGCAUUGGUGUCCAUGGCUCAUGUAAAUUAUGUGUUUGUAGCUGAAGAAGUUGAUCACAGAUGUUUAGUGCCAGAAUGCGACAGUGCCAAUCCUGAGGCCGCUACCCCGUCUUGGUGGCCACCAGGGCUGGACAAGAAAUGCUAUAAACCUGUGGUAGACCAGGCUGUAUACGAUAGUAACAACCAAACAUGCUCCAAGAUAACCUUCGAAAAGACGGAGAACUGCAAAAAAUGGGUCUACGAGAGCGAUAAUUCUAUAUUUUCAUCGUUGGAUCUGGGUUGUCAAUCAUGGAAAGCUGCCAUGGUGGGUUUCGUUCACAACGCAGGCAUGAUUACGUCCAUGCUGACUGUUGGCUGGCUCAGUGACAAAUUUGGUAGAAGACCAUUGGCCAUCUUAUGCUCAAUCGGUGGCUGUAUUGGUCUGCUGAAAAUUUUCAUGACAAACUACUACGCAUAUGUCGUCAUAGAGUUUUUGGAGUCUGUUCUGGAGUCCGGAUUGUAUACUGUAGGAGUAGUUCUGAUGUUAGAAGUUGGCGGAGAAACCAAAAGAAUACUGACGACAGUUAUAUUCUCCUAUGCAGUUUACAUAGGAGAAAUCCUAUUCGCCGUGGAGGCAAUGUUUCUUAAACACUGGAAGUCACUAACACUGGUCGUUUACACGCCUAUGAUAGUCUUCAUACUGUACUUUCCCAUACUUAGAGAAAGCAUGAGAUGGCAGUUACUUCGGGGCAAAACGAGUGAAGUUAAAGAAACUUUUAAAAAGAUAGUUAAUAUUAAUAAAAUAAACGUAACACCAGCUGAAAUUGAUGCCCUCAGCGAUGAAGAAAUUCGAUUGAAGUUUAAUGUUACUUUACAAACAGAAAAAGAGAAAUUCAAAGAGAUAAUAGCAUCGAAGGAAAUAAUGAAACGGGUAGGAGUUGCGAGUGCGUGCUUUUUUACGUCAAGUUUUUUGUAUUACGGGUUGAUGGUGAAUUCUGUGUUGCUGCCAGGGAAUAAGUACAUUAACUUCAUGUUGUCAUCAUUAAUAGCUUUCCCGGGAGAUUUAAUGGCAUUAUUCGUUUUGGGAAGGUUUGGACGAAGGAUGUCAUUGCAAGGCGCAUAUAUCUUUACUGCCGUAUUUCUUAUAGCGCAGACGUAUACACCAUUAUAUUUAUCCUGGCUUAAGGUAUGCCUAUUCCUUAUGGGCAAGGCUUGUGUAGUGAUCUGCUUCACUUCCAUUUACACAUACGCCUUGGAGCUGUUCCCUACCAGUGUCCGAGGGUCUCUCUUCGGAUUUGGGAGCACGAUUGCUAGGGUAGGAGGUAUGCUGGCACCUUUGACUCCUUUGCUGGCCACCAAGUUAAGUGAAAUGCCUUCUAUCUUGUUCGCGGCUACAGCAAUCAUAUCAGCUUCUCUGCUGAUCAUCACGCCUGAGACGAAGAAUUUGCCCAUGUUUGACACUAUUGUCCAAGUGGAGGCUCACAAACAUAAAACUAUUACGCAUUUAUAGAUACGCAUCUAUAGAUUUAGAUAAUUUGGGGCUAGUUAAUUUAUGAAAAUUUGUAUAAAACCUUAAUAGAAUCUCUUUUAUACAUAGGCAUAAAGUAUUAUUGUGAUAUUUGCAUUGAAUGUAAUAAAUAUAAAUAAUUUGUAU